CAAAACUGUAUUCGAGGAUCCCGUGAUAUGCAAAGACGGGCACUCAUUCUGCAAAGAAUGUAUUGACCAGAGGUUGAAGGAGAACAAAAAAUGUCCAGUGGAUGGUAGAAUGAUAGAUAACCAGACCUUUUCACGUAAUUUUGUCCUCUGUGGUAUCCUGGAGAAACUAGAUGUAUUUUGUCAAAGACCACACGAAUCAAAAGGUGAAAAAGAUGUUCAACAAACUUGUGAAUGGAUUGGGAAACUACAUUCACUCGCCAAACACAGAGAAACUUGUCCUUUCCAACAAGUACAGUGUCCUAAUGUGAAMUGCAACUCCAUGCUGCAGAGAAGAGAAUUGGCUAACCAUGAGAAAGUGUGCCGGUUUAAAAACGUUUUAUGCGAGGAAUGUCAACUUGGUAUGGUUCUACACCAAGUCGAGAAACACAAAGAGGACGAUUGUCCAGAAACACUGAUUCUUUGCCCUAACGAAUGUACUGACCCACAAGGAAUGACUGUAAAGAUUAAGAG
Actinia tenebrosa (Australian red waratah sea anemone) is the source of this 510-nucleotide messenger RNA. RefSeq names its product TNF receptor-associated factor family protein DDB_G0272340-like. NCBI's taxonomy places the organism in Eukaryota, Metazoa, Cnidaria, Anthozoa, Actiniaria, Actiniidae. The record is from RefSeq and is a predicted model, not a curated record. Gene Ontology annotation, biological process: protein ubiquitination. Gene Ontology annotation, molecular function: zinc ion binding; ubiquitin-protein transferase activity; protein binding.